Molecule: messenger RNA, 803 nt
Organism: Brachypodium distachyon (stiff brome)
Lineage: Eukaryota; Viridiplantae; Streptophyta; Magnoliopsida; Poales; Poaceae
Product: nuclear transcription factor Y subunit C-3-like
Exons: 1
Coding region: 305-667 (120 amino acids)
Biological process (GO): regulation of DNA-templated transcription
Cellular component (GO): nucleus
Molecular function (GO): DNA-binding transcription activator activity, RNA polymerase II-specific; protein heterodimerization activity
Source: RefSeq, a predicted model, not a curated record
CGCAUCGAUCGCUGUCAAAGCGGCCGGCCGGCCCUCCAUUGCCGGCCACGGGCAGCAGCCACGCGCUCCCCCUCGCUAUAGCUUGCUACCUCAUCUCCUUCCUCAGAGUCAAACAUCCAUAUAUACAUACAUACAUCUAUAUAUACAAAGAUCUCUCCAUUCCAUGGCUUCCAUCCACGCCGUGAACUAACUCGAAGACUAGUUCAUCCGUGAUCUCGAUUAACUGCACCGGCUAUCCGUGUUAGCCAGAGAUCGUCGAUCGAGCUUGAUCAUUUGGGCCGGGCUCGAUCGAGGGUCGGCAGCAAUGAGGCUGGCGAGGCCGUACACGGUGGCCGUGGGCCGGGCCGCGGGCCCGCACGCGCUGCCGCUCGCCCGGAUCAAGAAGAUCAUGAAGAGAUCGACGGCGGGGGACGGCGGGGCCGGAGGGGAGAGCAGGAUGAUCUCCGGGGAAGCGCCCGUGGUCUUCUCCAGGGCGUGCGAGCUCUUCGUCGCCGAGCUCACGCGCGCCGCCUGGGCCGCCACGCUGGAAGGGAAGCGCCGCACCGUGCACCGCGAGGACGUCGCCGCCGCCGUCCGCGACGUCGACCUCUUCGACUUCCUCGCCGCACUCGUCGUCGCCCACGGUGAUGCCGGUGCCGAAGCCGGGUGCCAGGGCGCGCUCGACUAGAUCGUUAUGGAUUGAUCAAAUUAAUAUUUGUCGAUUUGUUCGGGGCCUUGUGAAAAUCGAUCCAGCUGUAUCGUAUCGUACGCACUUAAUUGAUUGCACUGAUUAAUUAACUGAAGGUGUAUUUUACGCACGUUGU